Ascochyta rabiei is the source of this 3336-nucleotide messenger RNA. RefSeq lists its product as uncharacterized. The record is from RefSeq and is a predicted model, not a curated record. Gene Ontology annotation, cellular component: GARP complex. Gene Ontology annotation, molecular function: syntaxin binding. The transcript has 3 exons. Bases 1 to 3336 code for a protein of 1111 amino acids. Gene Ontology annotation, biological process: retrograde transport, endosome to Golgi; Golgi to vacuole transport. NCBI's taxonomy places the organism in Eukaryota, Fungi, Ascomycota, Dothideomycetes, Pleosporales, Didymellaceae.
AUGUCGUCUUCCCCCAGGUCGCCCCGGAAGUCGACCGAGAGCUUCGAGUUCCUGUCGCCGAACCUACAGCAGAGCCAGUACCCCUUCCCUCAACAUGACUGGACGAACCGCCCCAACUCGACGGGCGGGCGCUAUCAGCCACGUCGCGGCUCCACGGCCAGCUCAAUACAUUCGGUCGGAGGUGUGCUGGACUCCGGCUUCAAAUCGAGCAUGGGCGCCGUCAGGGAACAGAGCAAUAACGCUAUCUCGACGCUGCUCACACCUCCCAUCAUGAGGACGGGCAUGCUUCCCUACACAUCCGCGCAAGCAACGUCCGGCCAUCGCCCGCCAUCCACCAGAGACAUACCCCCUGUGACUCUCACCAACAUAGCCCACGUCGAACCGUCCUCGUUCAACCCGUACCUGUCGCAGAUAGGGAAUCUGUACGAUGCGUUCCAGCGCGCCAAGGCUGAGGCAGAAGCCCAGCAACCGCGGAAAGAUUCGCUGAAGAGAGACGAGCGAUCGGAGAGCGUGGAGCGAGCAUCGACGACCAGCUCGCCUGCAGGAACACCCAGUGGGACACCGAAGCCUAAGCGGCGCACAAGUGGCACAAAGCGUGGCAUGCCUGCCGUCACGCCACUGUCCACGAUACCCAACGUCUACUUCGACGAGAACUUCCAUCUCGAAAACCCGCGAACCUUCGACAUUGUCAGCGAGCGAUCCGAGGUGGUGCGACCCGUGCGCACAGCAAGCAGCGAUGACGUGAAUGAUGUCAAGGUCAUAUCGGAGGCGCUGCAGCCUUCAGGGAGGAAAGCUUUGGCGACAAACGCCAUCUUGCAGGAGAAGCUGUCGUGGUACAUGGACACAGUGGAGGUACACCUUAUAUCGGCCAUUUCUACCGCAUCAACGUCAUUCUUUGCUGCGCUAGGAUCCUUGCGCGAACUCCAAACCGAGGCAGCUGAGUCGGUUGCACAGAUCAAGGAGCUCAGGGAGGACCUGAAAAGACUAGACGAACAAAUGGCCAUAGGGGGUCUGAAAGUCGUCGACAUGAAAAGACGGCGAGAGAAUCUGAGAAGACUGACAGAUGCUGUAGACCAGCUGCAGGCAGUCAUCUACGGCGUGUCACAUUGCGACGAGUCCGUUGAAAGUGGCGAACUCGAAACAGCCAUGGCCAGACUGGAGAUCGUUGAAAGACUAAUAACGGGCGUGCUGGACACUUCGGACGUGAACGUGACCUCGUGGCUGAACACACGACUCCCUCCAAUCAUUGUAGAUUUGCGUGGCCUAAGGGCGCUCGACGGCGUCUUUGAGGGCAUGCACGAGAUGAAAUUCCGCAUAGGGAAAGGAUUCGAAGUACGCUUCCUCGACACGUUACUUGCUGAUCUUCGUGAACACGUCAAGAACGUACCGAGCCGCGAUACGUUAGAGAGAUGGGUUGCUGCAUCGAACAAAGCGCGAGGCACUCCGGCAGCAGCCAAACCAAAGUCAAUGCCUGCAUACCUCAACACCAGUACAGAAUUUCGCUCAGACCUCCGAGCUAAUUUGCACGGUUUGAACGACGCACAGUUUACAAACCAAGCGGCCGCGACGUUUCGAGAGGCUAUAGUCAAAGAGAUGAAGAUCAUCAUUCGAAGAUACUUGCCAAGCUCGACAGAUGACGACGCUGAGUCGAUGACUUCCGUUUCUACAAGAGGAGGCCGAGGGCAUAGUCAACAAGACAAGAACUCCAUAUUGGCGCGCAACUUGCGAGCUAUGGAUGCAGCAGAUGCUGAAGAGUUUUUUACCAACAUCUUCACAGACAUAGGCGAAGCUCUGCGACGACUAAGCACACAAGUCAAAGUCCUUCUUGAUGUCACCAGUGGCGUCUCUACACCACCAGCGUCUGCGGGCGGCUUUAGAUCUCCACCACGAAGUCCGUACAUGGAGAACAUCGAUAGCUAUAUGGGAGCAGGGACCAACGGUCAUCAUGCGCCAAGCUCAAGCGACCUGCAAAUGGAGCUUAUGCAAGCUCUGGAUCUGUCCAGUUUGCUUGGUCAGGCUGUCGAUGCUGCCCAAACCCAGAUCACCAAACUUCUCAGAGUGCGCUCGGAAGCAACGGCCAACUUGCCACUCGAUCGCUUCCUGCGAUACUUUAAGCUCUGCAGACUUUUUGCGGAUGAAUGUGAGGCAGUAUCUGGCCGCUCAGGCACAGCGCUCAAGGGCGCUGUGAACGACCAUAUCAAUAGUUUCGUUCAGAAAUUCUCUGACUUCGAGAAGCAAGAGCUCGCAAAGGCCAUGGACUCCGAUCGCUGGGAACCCAAGGAUUUCGAUGCUUCCGAUACUGAAGUCCUCGCUCGCAUCUUGAAAUCCAUGGAAUCCGAUCCACAAAGCUGGGUAGAAACCGGCGACGUCCUUUCCUCCCUUUCCGAAUCUACAACUACCACGAACGGCAUAAACGGAACCACCGACACGGCACCAAAAGAGAAGCCCAAAACUACAACUCCUGCUAUUGUCGAUGAGGAGAAAUACACAAUCUCCGCAUCCUCGACUUUUGUCCUGCGCGGUAUAGAGCGACACCUAACUUUGCUCUCUCACAUCCCAUCCAUGACAUCCGAGAUCUCGUCCUCUCUCUGCGAAUACAUAAAGCUUUUUAACAGCCGACUCUGCCAACUGAUCCUUGGUGCAGGCGCAAUGGCAACUGCAGGCCUGAAGAAUAUCAAUACCAAGCACCUAGCCAUCGCCUCCCAGACACUGUCGUUCAUUAUCGCCAUAGUACCCUACAUCCGCGAAUGCGCAAGACGACGAAGCAGUGCGCCAACAGCGGGUGGCAAGAGUGUGGGUAUGGAGUUUGAUAACACGAAACGACUGCUUCAAGACCAACAAGUAAGCAUCCACGACAAACUCACCGACAUCCUGAGCGGCAGGGCGACGGUGCAUAUGCGAGCUCUCCGCAAACUCGAAUGGGACGCAGAUGCUGAGGUGAAGCGGGAUGUCAGUGCCGCCAUGGAGUCUCUAACUAAAGACACCGUAACGAUGCACAAGGUCAUCAACAAGUACCUCAACGAGGUGCAGGUCCGCAUGAUUAUGGGUCCCGUCUUCGAAUCGUACCGCGAACAAGUCGGUAAAGUCAUCAAAGAGGCGGCGGUCAAGUCGGCUGGCGGAAAGGCUCGGCUGGUGCGCGAAGCGAAGCUAUUCGAAGCAAAACUCGGGCCCAUUGAUGGUGCUGGCAACGUGGGCAAAUUCCUUAUGCAGCUGGCUGAGGGAAAGCCUGUGGCUCAGCCAGCGGCUGAAGCGGAACCGAAGAAGAGCGAUGAGAAAACGGCAGUACGUGAUGAGACAGAAGGUGGGAAAGCAAAAGAAGGUGCUGAUGCAUCGUGA